CCGGGACAGGAAGCGGAAAGCCGCCGCCUUCUCUCCGGGCCGGCGCAGGCCGCAGAGGCGCGAGCGCGGGCGGCGGAGCCCGCGGGGCCGGCGCCGAGUCCUAGAAUUGCUUCCUGUUAAAGAGCGGCUCCUGGGUCCUGGGACCCUUUGAGAUCUUCAGCAUCGCUUAGGUGAAAUUCUCUACCUCCAAGGAGAGCUGGGACCUGCUCUUCCUCCAGAGCAAGCUCUCCAGUGCUAUGGAUACCGAAUCCACCUACUCUGGAUAUUCAUACUAUUCAAGUCAUUCCAAAAAAUCUCACCGGCAGGGGGAAAGAAAUCGAGAGAGGCAUAAAUCACCCCGAAGUAAAGAUGGCAGAGGAUCAGAAAAAUCUGUCACCAUUCAAGCUCCCACAGGAGAGCCGCUGCUCGCUAAUGACUCCAGUAGGACUGAGGAAGUCCAGGACGACAACUGGGGUGAGACCACAACAGCUAUCACGGGCACCUCGGAGCACAGCAUCUCACAGGAGGACAUCGCCCGCAUCAGCAAGGACUUGGAGGACAGCGUGGGGCUGGAUUGCAAGCGCUACCUGGGCCUCACGGUGGCUGCCUUUCUGGGCCUCCUAGUUUUCCUCACCCCCAUUGCCUUCAUCCUGCUGCCCCCCAUCCUGUGGCGGGACCAGCUGGAGCCUUGCGGCACAAUUUGUGAGGGACUCUUUAUUUCUGUGGCCUUCAAGCUCCUCAUCCUCCUCAUCGGCACCUGGGCCUUGUUUUUCCGCAAGCAGAGAGCAGAUGUGCCACGGGUGUUUGUGUUCCGUGCCCUUCUGCUGGUCCUCAUCUUCCUCUUCGUGGUUUCCUAUUGGCUUUUUUACGGGGUCCGGAUUUUGGACUCUCGGGACCGCAAUUACCAGGGCAUUGUGCAGUAUGCUGUGUCCCUGGUGGACGCCCUGCUCUUCAUCCACUACCUGGCCAUCGUCCUGCUAGAGCUCCGCCAGCUGCAGCCCAUGUUCACGCUGCAGGUGGUUCGCUCCACAGAUGGCGAGUCCCGCUUCUAUAGCCUGGGACACCUGAGUAUUCAGCGAGCAGCAUUGGUGGUUCUGGAAAAUUACUAUAAAGAUUUCACCAUCUAUAACCCCAACCUCCUAACAGCGUCAAAAUUUCGAGCGGCCAAGCACAUGGCGGGUCUGAAGGUCUACAAUGUUGAUGGGCCCAGCAACAAUGCCACGGGUCAGUCCCGGGCUAUGAUCGCUGCGGCCGCUCGGCGCAGAGACUCCAGCCACAAUGAGCUCUACUAUGAAGAGGCUGAGCACGAGCGGCGGGUGAAGAAGCGGAGAGCCAGGCUGGUCGUUGCGGUGGAGGAGGCUUUCAUCCACAUCCAGCGUCUGCAGGCCGAGGAACAGCAGAAAGCCCCCGGGGAGGUGAUGGACCCCAGAGAGGCCGCACAGGCCAUCUUCCCCUCCAUGGCCCGGGCCCUGCAGAAGUACCUGCGCACCACGAGGCAGCAGCACUACCACAGCAUGGAGAGCAUUCUGCAGCACCUGGCCUUCUGCAUCACCAACAGCAUGACCCCAAAGGCCUUCCUCGAGCGUUACCUCAGUGCAGGCCCCACGCUGCAGUAUGACAAGGAGCGCUGGCUAUCCACACAGUGGAGGCUCGUCAGCGACGAGGCUGUGACGAACGGGCUGCGAAACGGCAGCGUGUUUGUCCUCAAGUGCUUGGACUUCAGCCUCGUGGUCAAUGUGAAGAAGAUCCCCUUCAUCGUUCUCUCCGAGGAGUUCAUAGACCCCAAGUCUCACAAAUUUGUCCUCCGCUUACAGUCCGAGACUUCAGUUUAAGGUUUUAUAUUUGUGGUUUUAUUAAAAGGAAAAGGAAAGAAUAUAUAAAGAUAUAUAUGUAUACCAGAGAGGCAUCUUUUUUUUUUUUAAAUUCUUCAUUGUUGACUACAACUGGCGGAUGCUAGACCAGCACCCUUUGCCCGUCUGCACUUUAUUUGGAAGGAAGCAGGGGCUGCCCGCCCUGACCAAGAAGGCACUGAUGCCGUCGGCGUGCACGGACAGGCCGUCUCAGCAGCCGUUCCCUGGCACGUCUGUGACAGCUGUAACCAAAGCGGAAUUGCUGCUCCUCGGAACCUCGCCUUCCACCCGCCUUUGUUCCACCGUGUCCUCUGCGGCUGCCCGUCCACUCGAGACUUGUAGGGGACACAUCUUUCUUGUGUUUCAGGAACCAGACAUGACAUGUCUGCAUAUGUCUCUGUGUCUGUUAUUGUCCGGCAUAAUGUCCCCCACAGAGCCAUGGGCCAUCCAGGAGAUGCCUGCCUUCCUCUUUGUUCUUUGUUGCCUUACGUUCUUCAGAGAAAAAUUACAGCCAGUGGGCACUGGCCGUUUAAGGCUCUUAAUGAUUCUGUUUUAUUUUUUCCCAAAGAGAAAAACCACCUGCCCUGGUUCUGGUCUGCUUCCCCACUG
Sorex fumeus (smoky shrew) is the source of this 2438-nucleotide messenger RNA. RefSeq names its product VANGL planar cell polarity protein 1 (gene VANGL1). The transcript has 8 exons. Gene Ontology annotation, biological process: multicellular organism development. The record is from RefSeq and is a predicted model, not a curated record. NCBI's taxonomy places the organism in Eukaryota, Metazoa, Chordata, Mammalia, Eulipotyphla, Soricidae. Gene Ontology annotation, cellular component: plasma membrane. Bases 237 to 1811 code for a protein of 524 amino acids.